Molecule: messenger RNA, 3636 nt
Organism: Plasmodium adleri (nom. inval.)
Lineage: Eukaryota; Apicomplexa; Aconoidasida; Haemosporida; Plasmodiidae
Product: conserved Plasmodium protein, unknown function
Exons: 1
Coding region: 1-3636 (1211 amino acids)
Source: RefSeq, a predicted model, not a curated record
AUGAAAGACAUUUGUAACUAUCCCAUAGGACAAGAAGUAAUAUUAGAUAAACUGAUAUAUGAAAAGAGAUUUUUAAAAAAUAAGAAGAAGCAAAAUAAAAUAAAAAAUGUAAAUGAAUUGAAUUAUUAUUUGAAUAAUAAAUUUGACUUUUUCUUGGGUCAUAUGAAUUUUAUGAAAAAGAUAUUUAAAAAGAAAAAGAAGUUUUUAAAAGAUGAUGAGAGAGAUAAACAUAAGUAUAGAAUUAAAAAAGAGAUAGGAAUGAAUAAGAAAAUAUGUGGUAAGAGAAAAAAUGUAUCAAAUGAAUGUGACAAGAAAAAGAGACUUCAUAAAGAAAGAAGUAUUGAAAAUGAUGAUACUAAGAAUAAAUAUAAUAAUAAUGAUGUCUCACAUUGUUCUAAUAAUUCUUCUAGUUAUAAUAAACAGACAAUAGAUAUACAAAAUGUAUCUGAAAAGAAUGAAUGUAAUAAAAUAAAGAUAGAAGGAAAUAUUUGUGAUAUAAAAAAUGAACAGGAUGAUAUGGAUGAAAAACAUUCUUUUAAUAAUUCAAUUAAUAAUUGUAAUGUUAAUAUGUAUAAUAAAAAAAAUGAAAUAAAUAAUGUUGUACAGGUUAAAAGGGAAAAAUCGAUCGAAAAGCAAUUAGAAAUAAAAUAUAAUGAUAAUAUAAAUGAUAAUAUAUGUGAUAAAAUAUGUGAUAAAAUAUGUGAUAAUAUAAGUAAUAAUACAUGUAAUAAUAUAUAUAAACAUAAUAAUAAACUUAUAAAUAAUAAUUAUUAUUAUUAUUAUCAUUGUGAUGAGGUAUCAUCUUUAUUAUCUGAAGAAGAUAAAAAACUUCAUUCGUUCAGUCCUUUAUCUAAUAAUUCAGAAUUAAGCAACGUAUCUAAUAUGUCUCCUGAUAUGCUUUGUUUUGAAAAACAAUUUAAAUAUAUAUAUGAUAUUUAUAAACAAAAUGAUAAAAAUGUUUUUCUCUUUUAUAAUCCUCCUGUAUGUAAAUGUGUAAAUAAAAAUUUAAAGGAACAAUAUUUUCGAAGACUGAAUGAUAAAUAUCCAUGUCUUUUUAAUUGUUCAUAUUCUUUAGAUUCUAUGAAAAAAAUAAAAAAUGAUUUUAAAAGAAAAAGUGAAAAUAUUAAUGAUAAGAAUAAUAUCAAUAAUUCCAAGGAUGAAAAAAGUAACAACAAAUUAUUAAAUGAUAUAGAAGAUAAGAAAGAAGUUGCAGAUCAUUACAAUAUAAAUAAGAACUGUGAACAGAAUAUAGAAGUACCAAUGAAGAUAGAUAUAAAUUGCCAACAAGAAAAUAUAAACGUGUCACAUAAUUAUAGUGAGGUGGCUUCUUAUGCAGUAGAAAUAAAAAUGUAUGCAAAGGCUUUUUUCGAAUUAUAUUUCAUGCAAAAAUAUGGAAGGAAUAAAGAUGUUUUAAAGGUUAAGUAUGAUAAUAAUAAUAAUAAUAUUAAUAAUAAUAAUGAUAAUAUUGAGGAUCAUGAUAAACAUCCAAAUAAAAACAAUAGUGAUAAUAAAAAAACUCAUGAUGGUAUUCAUAUUAAACAAAGCGAUGUGAAUAAUAUCAAUAACAAUAUUGAUAUACAUAAAAAAAAUAACAAUAAUAAUAAUAAUGAUGAUGAGAAGAAGAAACUUUGCUUGUCCUUCUUUUCAUCAACUGAAGAAGAAAAAGCUUUAAAAACAUACUUUGAUAAAUGUUUAUACAAAAUAAUAAAAAGAAGAUCUAGAACUUGUGAUAAUAAUUUAUGUUGUGGUUUAUUAUAUAUUCCAUAUAGUUAUAUUGUUGUGUUGUUAAAUAGAAAGGUAGAGAAUCUAACAUAUGCAUGUACUUUUUUGAGAAUCCCUUCAGAUACAGAUAUAUAUUAUAAUAAUAAAAAGAAUGUAAUAACAUUAUGUACAAAAAAUUCUCAACAUGAAUUUUUUUGUUAUUAUUCUUUAAAGCAAAAUAAUUAUGUUAAAAAUAUUAUUAUAUAUGAUAUCUAUUAUGAAGGAUUCAUUCCUUUUUUUAGACCAAUACUUAAUUUAAAGAAUAAAAAAAAUCAAGACAAAAUACAAAACUUUAUUACUUAUAAUAAAAAUAUAAAUUUAUCUAUUGUUUUUUUUUUGACAAAUACAAGAGAGAAAACCGAAAAAUAUAAAUCUGAUGAAAAUGUGGAGGAUGAUGUGUAUGCUUCAAAUGAGGAAAAAUCAAAUAUACAAUGUAACAAAGAAGAUGAAAAAAAUGAAGAGAGCAAUAUGAAAGAUAAUAAUACUUAUGGCAUUUCUAACAAUAGUAACUAUGAUGAUGAUAUAAAAAAAAUGAGACUUAAAAUUUGUAAAAUAUUUAAUAUUAAUCAUCGUAAUAAUCUAAAUAACAAUAUGAGUACUUCAAAGAGAAAUAUGUCACAUGAAUCUAAUCCAGAAGAUAAUAUUGAGAAAUAUUUUUCAAACCUUUGUAGUGGUAUGGAAGUAAUAAAUAAUAUGAAUAUAAAAAUGGUGGUAGAUAAAAUUAUUAAGAUAAUAAAUAAAAAUGAUAGUGUAUGUAAUGAGAAGUGUAUAUAUCAUGAAUAUAAUAAAAAUUAUAUGAAAUAUAAAGAUAUACAAAUAUAUUUAUGUGAAGAAAUUAAUUCAUUUAGUUUUGAUCGUCGUCCUUUAGUAAUUAAAAAAAGGGAAGUAAAUUUAUCAUCAUAUGUACAUUUUAAUAAAAUUAUUAAUAAUUUAUAUGAACAAAAGAAUUGUGGUCACUUAUUAGGAUUAAUUAAUCAGCAGUUAGAUAAUGAUAUUUUUAUUAAAACAUAUAUGAAGGAGAAGAUAUUAAAAGGGGGUGUAAAUAAUAAUAUGUUUGAUCAUAGUAUUUGUUCAAAAGAAGAUAAUAAGGAUAAUAUCUAUUCUGAUCAUAAUAAUAAUAAAAAAAUAUCUUUUUCUUCUUCUUCUUCUUCGAAUGAAAUAAAAUUGGAAGAAAACAAUCAAACUAUUUUAAAUAGUUCAGAUAUACCAAAAAAUAAUGAUGUUAAUCAUAACAUAGUUGAUGAUACAUAUUUAAACAAUAUAAAUAAUUUUCAUAAUAAUAAUAAAAAUAAUAGUGAUGAUAAUAUUUUGAUAACUGCUUCAGAAGAUAAAGAAACUAUAAAAAAAUGUACUGAUAAUAUAUUCAAUGAUACCUUUUUUAUUUUUAAUGAGAAUUCCGACUUAUAUACAAAUGAAGAAUAUAAAAAGAAUAGAAUAGAUACUAUAAAUAAUAAAAAUAUAAUAAAUGAAUAUGCAAAAAAUAAAAUGUUGAAAUAUACAAGUAACAAUUAUUUAAGUAAUAAAAUAUCUACAAAUAUCUUGCAGAACUUAUUUAAUAUAUAUGUUUCUUCUUAUUUAAUGAAAAAAAAUAAUUAUAAUAUAUCUCAUAUAGAAAAAAAAAAAAAAAAAAAAGAAUUUAAAAAUUUAUCAAAUAUAUAUAAAUUAAAAUAUAUGAAAGAAUGUUAUUAUUUUUUAUUCAAUAUGUAUAAAAAUAAAUUCCACAUACAAAUAAAAGAACAAGAGGAAAAGGUAAUACACAAAUAUAAUUGGAUGUAUGAGGAUUUUUAUUUAAACAGUCUUAUGUCUCAAAAAAGAAAAAAGAAAAAAAAUGUGAAAGAGAAAGAGAAAAUGAAAGAGAAGGAGAAAAUAAUAUAG